AUGUCUGAACAACGAGAUACCUCCGAGGAGGCCCGCAUGAUUGCGAAGAUCUACUUCAAUGAGUUCUAUAGGAAGGUAGAUAGCCUCGAGCGUAAUCCCAGCGGUACUGUCUACGAUCCUAGAAUGGGUCCUCCUCCUCCAUCCCCAACCCUGAAAGAAUUCCGUCCCGCACCUCCAAGCCCCCAAGCUCCACGUCCGGACACACCCCGCCCAGCUGAUCACUUUGGAAGCGGAAUGCGUAUCCCAGGCAAGGCAAUCGUCAACGAGAACUGGGAAGAAAACUUCCUGCGCGUCUUGGGUACGACAUACGCCGGCUACGGCUGGCGGAACCUAGGAGACAUGACGACGGCAUGCUGGCGCUGGGUCCGAAACAAGGCAAACCGACACAAGAUGGACAUUCGAUGGAGCAUGGAAGAGAUUGAGCGUUAUGGAAGACUCUCGGUCUGGGGCGUUCAUGAGGAUGUGAUUGAAGCACUCAUAGGCUGGCCGGCUAACCCACGAUUCACUCCUCAGGAGGAAGCUCACUUCGAGGCGGCGGUUCAUGAUGAGUUGAAGUAUAUUCCUGUGACGCAGCAGGAGGCUGAGACCAAUGUUGAGGAGCGCCAGCAAGAGCCCCAGGCAGGACAGUGA
This is a messenger RNA of Fusarium redolens, 630 nucleotides long. RefSeq lists its product as uncharacterized. The record is from RefSeq and is a predicted model, not a curated record. Lineage: Eukaryota; Fungi; Ascomycota; Sordariomycetes; Hypocreales; Nectriaceae. The coding region runs from base 1 to 630 and encodes 209 amino acids. The transcript has a single exon.